UUCCUAUACUUUCCUUACCUUGGUUUCUAUGUUGUUUUAUUCUGUCAUCGCGUUUUCUCCUCGGAAUACCUCUUAAUUCCACUCCUGCCCUUCUCGUCUGGACCUUCACAGAUAGAGAAGCAGGCCUUUGGUCUCUUAUAUUCAAUUAAUGUGGCUUAUUCCUGGAAUCCUAAUUCUUGUUUUCGAACUAUGAUGAUGAAUUAUUAUGGCUCUUCCAGCACUGGUGAUGCUCCCUCUGAAGCUUCUUCUUCUAAUACCUCUUAUUCUUUAGAAGGCCCAAGAGUUUACUUUGUGCCCUACAAGUGGUGGAAAGAAGUGGAGGAGGAGUCUGGCCCCAAUGAAGACAAGGAUGAAAAGUUUGGCAUUUUGUAUACUGCAUCCCCCCAUUCGUAUGAAGGUGCAUCAAAGUACUUCAAUUUCUUUAAUAGUGACAUAGUUUUUGAUCUGAAAAGGGAAGAUAAUAUCUUGUUCUCUGAGCCCAAUGGAGAAGAUUUCCUGGACAGGGACUGUGUCUUGCUAUCUGAGAACAUGUGGUUGAAGGCAUUGAAAUGGCAUAAAGAAUCAAAAGCAACAGCAGGGGAUGCAGGAUUCCUCUCUAUGGCAGAUGAUGCUACCUUUGAUGUUUAUCCCUUGCAACUCCGUCUGUUUGUUAUCCGAGAAGCAAAUCUAAUGACUGCUAGAAUAAGCAAAAAGGAUAAUGCUGUAUAUUACAAGGCGGCCUCCAAGAUUUUUAAUUUUGAAGAUGAACCUAUGCGAAUAUGGGAUUAUUCUGGGCAGACGGAUAUGUUUUUCAAUAGUGAGGGAGAUGAGGUGCCUAAGCAUUCUUCACGACAGAUGGAUCAAGAGAUGCUUCUGGAGUUGCAGGUUUAUGGACUUCCAGAGCUAGUGAAAAGUAAAUGUGAAGGAAAGAAAGAUGAUUUAGCAAUUCAACCGUAUAAAUCGGGAUUUUCUCUCACAGGUGGGAUGUUUAUGGGCAAUGGAAGCAUAGCCAGUAUUGAUACGGAUUUCGGUCUUGCAAACCCUUUGAAUUUAACAUUCAGUGGAAGCUCUGGAAGAGAGGGUUCUUUGGGUUUGACAGGACUGCAGAAUCUGGGAAACACUUGCUUUAUGAACAGUGCACUUCAGUGCUUGGUGCACACACCAAAGCUUUUUGAAUACUUCCUUGGAGAUUACAGCAAUGAAAUUAAUCAGCACAAUCCAUUGGGCAUGGACGGGGAGCUUGCUCUUGCAUUUGGACAGCUAGUGAGGAAGUUAUGGGCUCCUGGGAGAACUCCAGUUGCACCGCGAGAGUUCAAGUCAAAACUUGCUCGUUUUGCACCGCAAUUCAGUGGCUACAACCAGCAUGAUUCGCAAGAACUCCUUGCUUUUCUGUUGGAUGGGCUCCAUGAAGAUCUAAAUCGUGUGAAAAGCAAACCUUACAUAGAAACAAAGGAUGCAGAUGGUCGACCAGAUGAGGAAGUUGCUGACGAGUAUUGGCAUAACCACCUAGCCCGCAAUGACUCAAUAAUUGUUGAUGCAUGCCAAGGUCAAUACAAGUCUACAUUGGUAUGUCCUGAUUGCAACAAGGUCUCAGUCACUUUUGACCCAUUUAUGUACUUAUCUCUACCUCUACCUUCUACCACAAUGCGAGCAAUGACAAUUACAGUGUUUAGCUGUGAUGGCAGCACUCUGCCAAUGCAAUAUACCAUCAAUGUGCCUAAGUUUGGAAAGUGCAAGGAUCUUAUCCAGGCUUUGAGCAUUGCUUGUUCGUUAAGGAGAGACGAGACCCUAUUGGUGGCUGAGAUUUUCUCGAAUAAAAUACUUCGCUUUCUAGAGGAUCCUUCUGAUUCAAUCUCCUUGAUUAGAGAUGCCGACAUGCUUGCUGCUUACAGGCUACCAACAGAUCUUGAAAAGUUUCCAUUGGUGGUGUUCAUGCAUCAGCGUGAUGAUGAGUUUUCCCGGAGUCACUGGAUAUCAUCUGGGAGGAAGUUUGGUAUUCCAUUGGUUGCUAGGCUUAAAGGCAUCAAUGUUUCUCAUAUUUGCCACGCAUAUCAUAAAUUACUUAGCCCAUUUCUUAUAUCAAGAGAUUCGGCAUCACAAGGUUCUGACACAGAGAAGGGUGCAUGUGAAGAAAAUAGUACUCUGAGAGAGAGUUUUAAUGGCUCCUCCAAACCAUAUGAAGGGAUUGGCAAUGAUAAUACAUGGGAUGAUCAUUCAUAUCGUGAUAUUGAAUUUGAAUUUUAUCUGACAGAUGAGGAGGGUAGACCAGAGCGUGUUGCUUUGGACAAGAGUAAACCGGUUCAGGUCACAAGUUCCAGCCAAAGGCUGAGAGUGCUUGUGUGUUGGCCUGAGAAAGCACCUGCACUGUAUGAUAUCCCUCUUUUGAAUACAUUGCGAGAGGUGUACAAGCCUGUAUUCUUCAUGAGGAGACCUGAAGCAGAAUCUAUUUCUCUGAAUGCAUGCCUUGAAGCUUUCUUGAAGGAGGAGCCAUUAGGGCCCGAAGAUAUGUGGUACUGCCCUGGUUGUAAGGAGCAUAGACAAGCGAGCAAGAAAUUGGACUUGUGGAGGCUGCCCGAGAUUCUAGUUGUGCAUCUGAAGAGGUUCUCUUAUAGCCAUUACAUCAAGAACAAGCUGGAGAUGUUUGUAGAUUUCCCCAUACAUGACCUUGACUUGUCAAGCCACAUUGCUCGGAAAGAGUUACAGUCAUCCACUCAUUAUGAGUUAUAUGCAGUUAGUAACCACUACGGAGGCUUGGGCGGAGGCCACUAUACGGCAUAUGUCCAUCAUUCAGAUGAAAAGGGAUGGUAUGACUUUGAUGACAGCCGUGUUACACCUAUUACUGAAGACCAAAUUAAGUCAUCAGCAGCAUAUGUGCUUUUCUACCGAAGAGUUGGCGCUAUUGAAGGUCAUACAUAGUAUUUCAAGUUUGAAGUCAUUUUCGACACUGAAAGGCUGAAAUCCAAACUAACAGACGACAAGUUGGAGAGAGAGAGAGAUUAUCAGGUGAAGCUUUUGCUGCAUGCUCCUAAUUCUGUCACUGCUGAAAUAUCCCGGUCGAGGCUGAUGGUAGUGAAUUAGUCACAUAAACCAUUCGGGGUUAUUUUGAGAGAUGACAAGGUUCAGUUCAUAAUACAGUCCAAUUGAUAUAGUGGGUCGUGUACCUUAUUUUGGAGGAAGCGCACCUGUCCCUGUUGCCGGUUUUUGAAGCAAUGCUAGUCCCUACCAAUUUGUAUUUUCCUAAAUUCGGGUUUCUCAUGUAACCAUUUUUGUGCAAAUUCAGUGUUAAUUGUUUCCCUCUUGUGUAUACUCUGAAUAUAAAUUAAUUUCUUGGGGAAAACAAGUUUUGACGAUUUCUCGAA
This is a messenger RNA of Amborella trichopoda, 3338 nucleotides long. It is a transcript of the gene UBP8, whose product is annotated as ubiquitin-specific protease 8. The record is from RefSeq and is a predicted model, not a curated record. NCBI's taxonomy places the organism in Eukaryota, Viridiplantae, Streptophyta, Magnoliopsida, Amborellales, Amborellaceae. Gene Ontology annotation, biological process: protein deubiquitination. Gene Ontology annotation, molecular function: cysteine-type deubiquitinase activity.